Messenger RNA from Homalodisca vitripennis (glassy-winged sharpshooter), 8676 nucleotides. Its product is annotated as ATP-binding cassette sub-family G member 1-like. The record is from RefSeq and is a predicted model, not a curated record. NCBI's taxonomy places the organism in Eukaryota, Metazoa, Arthropoda, Insecta, Hemiptera, Cicadellidae. Gene Ontology annotation, cellular component: plasma membrane. Gene Ontology annotation, molecular function: ATP binding; ATP hydrolysis activity; ABC-type transporter activity.
CCCGCCCAACGGCUCGCUCGCUGUCUUGUUGACAGGGCUUGUCGCUUGUGUUGUUGUUUAUCAAUCUGUGAUGUCAGAACGUCUACCGGGCAGGUCUUGCAGCUCACAAUGAUCUCAGACUAAAGUUGCCAAUCCUUGCUAGAAGAAGACAACCAACAUGACUCAAACAUUAAAUGGAGGAGUUGCCUUUUCUAUUGAGAAGAAAAAAUUGUCUUUUGCUUCAAACACUGGCAGCAGUAGUGUGUUCCACAUGGGGGAUGAUCAGCCUACCACACCUUCUGCGCUGGUGAAGAGGUUGUGUUCACUGACUCAGGUGCCUCUUAAUCCUGCUGUUAACAUCCACUUCUCUGACCUCACCUAUACCGUGCCUGACAGGAAGAGAGGCUCAAAGAGGCUUCUCUCAGGGCUGAGUGGAUCUUUCUUCUCUCAGAAGCUAUCAGCCAUCAUGGGACCCUCAGGAGCUGGCAAGAGCACACUUCUCAAUGUGCUUGCUGGAUACAAGACCAAAGGACUCUCAGGCUCAGUCCUCCUCAAUGGAACAGACCGCAAGGCUCUGCGAUGUUACCGCAAGAUGUCAUGUUACAUUAUGCAGGAAGAUCAGCUGAUGCCUCACCUCACUGUGUCAGAAGCCAUGACCAUUGCAGCUAAUCUGAAAUUGGGCGAUAAUUUCUCCACAAAAGGAAAGUCAAUUAUUGUGGAUGAGAUCUUGGAGACACUUGGGAUGACAGACUGCAAAGACACCCGCACAGCUGACUUGUCAGGGGGACAACGCAAGCGGCUCUCCAUAGCUCUUGAGCUUGUCAACAACCCACCAGUCAUGUUCUUCGAUGAACCCACCAGUGGACUUGACAGCUCAGCAUGUUUCCAGUGUUUGUCACUGCUCAAGUCCCUGGCGCGUGGAGGUCGUACCAUUAUCUGCUCAAUACACCAGCCCUCGGCCCGGCUCUUCGAGAUGUUUGACUACCUGUAUGCUCUAGCAGAGGGCCAGUGUAUCUACCAGGGCAGAGUGGAUGGUCUAGUGCCAUUUUUGUCUAACUUAAGCCUUCACUGUCCCAGCUAUCACAACCCGGCCGAUUAUGUGAUAGAAGUUGCCAGUGGAGAACAUGGUGAUGUUGUUCCCAGAGUGGUGAAUGCUGUUAAACAAGGCCAGUGUGCUCCCUACCUAGAACCUCAAGCUCUUUUGGCUGGAAAGCUAGACAGUGAUUCUCCAAGCGAGAAGACUGUAUCUGCAGAAAAAGUGUUAAAGUCAGAUGAAAGCUUAUUCCCUGCCAGCUUCUCCACCACACAUUUGGAACAGUUUUGGAUUCUGUGGAAGCGAACUUUUGUUUGCACCAUUAGAGAUAUGUCUCUCUUCUGGGUACGUUGUUCAUCACAUAUAAUCUGUGGAUUGCUGAUUGGUAUGAUCUACUUUGAGAUUGGUAACGAAGCAUCUAAGGUCAUUAACAACUCUGGUUGUCUCUUCUUCACUGUUCUUUUCCUGAUGUUUACUGCCAUGAUGCCCACAAUCACAACUUUUCCAUUGGAGAAAAGUGUCUUUAUCAGAGAGCACAUGAAUCAUUGGUACUCCCUGAAGUCAUUUUAUCUUGCAAAAACUAUUGCUGAUAUCCCAUUUCAAAUAUUGUUCUCCUCAAUGUAUGUCACAAUAGUAUACUUGCUAUCAGCACAGCCAAACGAGAUGUUCCGAUAUCUCAUGGUGUUGUCCAUCUGCUUCCUCAUCUCCCUAGUGGCUCAGAGUCUGGGUCUCUUCAUUGGAGCAGCUCUCACAGUGGAGAAAGGUGUGUUCAUCGGGCCAGUUAUAAAUGUGCCCAUCCUGCUAUUCUCCGGUUUCUUCGUGAGCCUCAGCAGUAUCCCAAGCUGCCUCCGCUGGGUGGCUGAUGUCUCGUACAUCCGCUACGGGUUUGAGGGCACGAUGACAGCAGUGUAUGGCUUCAAUCGUACCAGCAUGCACUGCUCCGAACCCUACUGCCACUUCAAGAUCCCAGCCAGAUUCUUGCAAGAGAUGGAUAUGGACAAGGCUGUAUUCUGGGUGGAUUGUUUGGCCCUACUGGGAUUCUUUUUCUUAUUAAGAGUGUUUGGGUACUUUGUGCUCAAGUGGAACAUUUACUGCAGAACAUGAAAAUUUGUAACUGUUUUCAGUACGUUAAUAGUGUGUUGUGUGGGUAAACUUUUUAUUGUAGACCAGACCAGUGCUAUUUUGAUUGUUAUUAAUCUAUAUUUUCAUACUUGGGUCAAGAGGAUCUCAACUGAAGAUUUACGUAUAAUGUUCAUACAGGCAUGGUAAUCUUAAAAGGAUGGUUUUUCAUUCAAACAGUUUAAACAAAGGGAAAUUCCUGAAAACAUUCAGACAGGGCCAAACUGGUGGUCCUUUUUUAUUGUAAAUCCAAUAUCCUGAACCAAUUCAGCAGACAAACAUUUUAUUUUAUCCUGCUGUACCAAAUAUAGCAAGAUAAAAAGAGUUAAGGUAUGAGGUAUGUUUCAGUGAUGAUACUCAAAUUAUUAUCAGUAACCAUUAUUCCUCACCUUGCGGCCUAGCCAUAUCAUUAUAUAAAUGACAAACAAUAUAAAGUGGGAAAAAACAUCAUUAGAAGUGAUGUAUUUGUAUAUAAAUUGGCAAAAAAUCUGAAAAUAUGUUACAAAACUUAUAUGAAGAAAAAUUAUACUCGUCAUAUUGCCACACAGAGUUCAUAAAAUUGCUGUAACAAAUUAAAUUUAUUAAAGACAUAUGCAGUCAAUGCAAUAAAGUUAUUAAAUUUUGUUUUUUUUAUAACAAAAUGUUAUACUGCAGAAUGUGGAAUUAAUUUUUAACUUUUAUGUAUUGUAUGGUUUGUUUAAAAUUGGUUCAAUUAACUCGUUGAUGCCUAUAGAUAGAAACAACUUGUAUAGUUUAUUUUUAACAGAAUCCCAGGAUAUCUUGGCACAAUUAAAAUUAAUCCAUAACAGCCUAGAUAGCAUAUGGACAUAGUAGUAUGCACAGUAUUUACACCUAAGUGUGGGUACUCUCACUUCAAAAUCUGGGCUAUUACGAGUUAAUUUAUGUUCUGUUACACUACUUCUCUAGCAUUUUGAGUGCUUUAAGUCACUGUUUAACUGAAUAUGGGAUUUUUGUUUAAUACUUCUCUAUUGAAUAUCUAUAGAGAAGUUCACUUGAUUAGAUGGAAAAUCAAUAUCUGCUGUGACACUUUUUCAAAAAAUAUCUUCUUUUAAUAACUGCUUCCAGUUAUAAAUCAAUACCUUUUAUUUCUGGUUUUAAAUGUUGUAUCAAUUACCAUAUUUUGAUUUUCAUCAAAAUAUCUACUCUGUUUUCAAUAUUUAUGUUUCAAAAGGCACAAGAGAUUUAUGUUGAAACAUUUUGCUUUCUUUUGAACUCUAGAACAUUUUUAUUACUUUUUGGAUUAUUUGUGACAAGGUUAUUCUUACAAAAACAGGAAUCAAAUAUGGGCUCUAUACCCUUAAGGUCUCAUGUCCCUUAAUUUCAAACUUUUCAUUGGAAUUAAAUGUUCUACAGGAUAUGAUUAAGACUAAACUUAUUACAAAAUUAAUACUUCCAUAUCCCUAAUUUGAUCUAAAAUUUCAAUUUUGCUACAGUUUGCAUUUGUGCAAUAUUUCUUACCUUGGUUACAACUCAGAAUAGAUCAAUAAAACAUUUCUAUCUUUGAGUAAUUUGAAACAACUUAUGUGUACAAAUUGUGUUCAACUCAAUUUUUCAUGAUGAUAGAUAAUACUAAAGGGAACAAUAGUUAUAUCUCAGCUACUAAGUUACUACAUUGUUAAUAACAAAUUAAAAGCGUUUAAGAAUUCCCAAGUGAUUUACACAAUUUUAGUUUGUAAAAGUUUUUGAUGUCUCAUUAGUUUCAAUAUGGUGACUAUACACAGAUUUGAGAAGUAUGUGUAACUGUAAUAAUCAGAAAUAUGAGUGUACACAAUAAGUACCGUAAUUUCUAAUAAAUUCCCACCAAACUUAGUAUAAAAAAUAGUAUUUAAACUUACCUUAGAUAAUUAAGUUCAUUAGUUAACCUCCUUCAGAGAAAUGUUUCAGGAUGGCAGACAUGAAACAUUUAUAUCUUGGCAAUUUCAUAAUAUAUACCAAAAGUAACGUUUUUGGGAACAGUAUUCAAUUUAAAACAACAUUUACUCAGUUAUGUACAAAGAAUGUAAUCUAUAAAAAGACUAUGGAUACUUUCCUUGUUACAAUCAUGAAGUUUGUAAAAUUUACUGAAGUUUAUAAUAUUUUGUGUUGCCAUUAAAAGUUCAAAAUCACUUUGGUUUUGAAACUUACACUUCACAAUAUAUCCUCCACAAUUUGUAUUUUGUCAUUACAAUACAUUUUGUAUUAUGUUAUUUAUCAUGAAAGCAUAGUAAAACUUAAAAGAUAGUGUCAUAAAAUGUUGAAAGUGUCUCGUAAUAACUGUUAAGUAGUGAUGAAGCAUUGUGUUCACUUGAUAUGCAAGUAUUAAUUUUUUGCAAACUUGUGAUAUUGAUAAUUUAAUGCGUAUUUGUACCUUUUAAUAUCUAAUAAGCUUUAAACCAUAAAAUUAUCUAUUUUCAUGUCUUUUCACUGCUGUUAUAAAUGAAUUGAAUUUAAAUCUUGAAAAUAAUUUAAUACAUUUUCUUAUGUAUUAAUUUAUUAGCUACAUUAAGUGAUUUUUACUUGGAAUUUAUGUUAGUAUUCGUGUUGAAUUAUUAAAUAUAUGUGUCCGAAAAAUGUAUGAAAAGCUAUUUGUACAAUGUGGGUGUUAAAGUUGUGGUAUUCACCCAAAUGCACAGAGAUUUUAGAUAAUUUUUACAUGUCAUUACAAUACUGGUUGUUCAUGCUAGAGGUAUCAAGAAAUAUUGGACACAUACAAUAUAAAAAUGUGCUUUUUUAUUUUCAAACAACUAUGUUAACAUGUUAUAAAUACAACCAAGAGUGAUAUGUUACUCAGCAAAGUUCAAUAUGAUCACCAUAAGUGGCUCUCAAGUGGUCUAAACAGUACUCGACAUUCCACCAAGUGUUUAUGAGCAUUUCCAGCAUUGUCCUUUAAACUGCAGCCACAUCCCAAACCCUUAGUUCCCGUUAACUUUGUACUCUUAUUUGAUAAACAAAAUCUUUGAUGAACCCCAUCCAAAAAAAUCUAGAUGGGUAAGAUUUGAUCUUGCUAGCCAUACAAUAGGCCCUCUUCUGCCCAUCAAACAACCAGAAACACAACAAUGAUGUUCGUUAAAAAAAAUCCUGACACCCAACAGAUCACCUGUUGGGGUCUUUCCGGAAUAUGGUUUGGUCUAGAAUUUGAGAUACUGCAAAAAUGUUGAAUAUAUCCAAAUACUGUGUCAUGUUACUGAAUGUUCUAUAAAACAAAAUUUACUUUUAGUGUGUCUAUUUCUUGCGUUACAUGGGAAAUCUUUUUACCCAAUAUAACAAUUGUAUCUGUUUAUUAUUCCUUGUGUAUGGAUUAAAAAGUCAACAGUGGUGUUGCAGUCUACAGUAAAAGUAGAAAUAUUGCAUUUUUAAAAUUUAUUUGUAGUCUUAAGGCAUUGUGCAGGAAAUAUGACCCUUAGUUUAAAUACACCGUCUUGAUUCUACUACUUUUUGUAUGUACGGUAAUUGAAAUCGCUAAAAAUAUAUGUUAAAUAACCCUGUGGAGGAAUUUAUUUCUUGAUAUCUCUAGCCUGGACACUCAGUAUUUUACCUAACCCCAUGUUCAGAGUGUUCUAAAAGUGUCUUUCAAAACAAAAAAGCCUAGUUUCUGUCUCACAACUUCAAGUUACAAGGUUUGUUGAUGUGAACACUUAACUCACUACCAUACCCAGCAUGCAUGUUGUAAUUGAAUGUAACACAAAAUUUAUUUGGAGUAAAACAAGAAUACAAAGUUUAUUUAUACAAAUAUUCUGAAUGCAAGUAACUGCAACAUUGCACACACAUCAUCAGUAGAAAACUUUUUACCUUAGAUUAGACUCACAGGAUGCUAAACCAUUGGUUUGUGUGUUUUAAUACUGAAUAACUUAUUCUGAAAACUUAUGCUAAUGUUCUUUGGGGGCUGUUGAAUCCUGGUUAUGGUCAAUAACAUGAUAGCAUGGUAUAGCAUGUGGGGUUAGGUCAAUUAUUUUUAUAACAAUUUUCCCUACAAUUUCAUAACAAAUCUUGUGUUUAAAAUUACAUUAAUUUAUAUCCUAAAUCUCGUCAUAGGUAUAAUGCAGAAUAGAUGUAACUGUUAAAUAAAGUUUGAAAAAUUACUUAUUCAUUCCUUCUUGAGGUGUGAUUACUUGUGUGAUAGAGUUUUUUAAUGACAGUGUAAUAUGGAAAUUGAAAGAAAAUACUUUAGUACUUAGAAGUGGAUUUGCUUUAUAUUACAUUUUCCCAUAUCUUAUGAUAUGAUUUUUGUGUUCAAUAAAUAAAAAUACAAACCUAAUAACCAAACCUAUAAAGCUGUGAUCGUGAUGAUUUGAAUUAAUUCUCUCAAUAUUAAUGUUUUUACAUAUUACAACUUGUCAUGAACAUAACAUUUUUGGCUUAUAUAUUUUCAUGUGUGAAACUGAAAUGUUGAAAAUUGUAAAAAUAGUUUGUUAAUGUUAUUGUUGUUUCAAUAUGUGUCACCUAGAAAACUGAAGCAUCAUUACAAACAACAUGAGUGUUCAUAAUAAAUAGUAACAUGUUCUUUUAACCAAUUCUCCACCAGGUUUACCAGAGGAUAAUUAAGAAAAAUAGGAACUUUAGAAAUUUUUUGGUAUAUGCGUAAACAUCACAAUAACUGAAGAAAACCAGCUCAUGCCAUCUUACCCUUAACUACUGUGAAUAAUUGGAGAUGUGCUCUAUUACCAAAAGUUUUUUUAUAAAAAUAAUAAAGGUGUGACCUAAAGACCUCAAAAUAUAGAGAAUUUUUUAUUUCGAAUUUUGAAAUUUUAUUUUUUUGUGUACCAACAAAUAAAAAACUAAUUGUGUCACAUAACACUUGGUUAAAUACUGUCACAAUAAUUGUAUUAUUUAUAUUACUAAUUUGUAUUAUGGCGAAAAGUGUCAUCUCACAUAGCUUAAAACUGAUUUUUUGGUGCUUGAUAGUUUUUAAGAUUAGAGAAAAUUCUAUAUAAAUAAAUUAUUUACUUUUGUUAAACAUUACAGUAGUGUUGUAAACAUGUUAAUUCUCAAACAAUAAUCUAAAUAAGUUUGUAGUUUGGUAAACUAGAAGUAAAUAAAUCCAAAACAGAUAAUUUAAAUACUAGUACUAUUUCAAAGAAGUGUGAAUGUUACAUGGGUCUUCCUCAAAUACGUGUUAGUAGAAUAUCCUGUGAUUUGAAAACGUGUUUCUUGAUAUCGUUGGAUACUAGCGAAAUCAACUGAAUAUUUUCUGACAAAGUAUAUAACUUAUCUAGCACAGCAUAAGACUAGAGUCAAGACCCCAAAGUCUUCAAAAAUGUUAUGACUUUCACUCAUCCUGGACUACUUCUGUAGAACAAAUCAUCUAUAAAAAAUUGUUAUACUAGCUGGGCCCUAAAAAAUAACCCAUAUCAAAAAAAUUUAUUUCAUAUGUAUGCAAAUAGUAUACAUUGAACCUUUUGAUUAUAGACCUUAGUGAGGUUGUUAUAGGCACAGUAGAUAUAACGUGUGUAGACAGAUGUAUGGGAGCUUCUUACAAAGAUGUACAGGCCUAGGCCUGGUAGAAGUUUCUUGUUUCUGUUCGUCAUUACCUUACCUAAUUUGACCUUGAAAUUGUGAUCUAUUCGAUAUCAUAGCAUAUUUUUAGUAUGGCUAGUUCCAUAGGUAAAUUAAAUAAAACAUUUCAAAAGGUUAAAUCGCUGAGUAGAAAUGUUUUGUGCAUUCUUGUUAAUAUAACACUGCCAAUAUUACAUAUAGUGUUUUCAUCUGCCAUCAAUAGUGUAACUUGAGGCAAUUUCUUCACAAAAUCUUGAUUUAUUACUGUGCAGCCUUCUUAAAAAGAAAAAUGGAACAAAAUUCUAUUACUGCUUUACUAAACUGAACUGUUUCAAAUGCUGCUCUGGACACAAUUGUGUAUUUAUGAUCUGGUUCACUUAUAUUAGUUUCUAGGUUAAAAACCACUUCACUCUGAUUUUAUUAUUUAGCUAAUUUUAUUAAUUCAUUUAAGUAUUGUUUAAAACACAGAUGUCUUUCAAGAAUCCAUUUCUGCUGGACGGCUUGAGUAAGCAUGUUUGAAUUUUUGUUCAUAUUUUAUUUACAUGCAUCUAAAAGUAAUAAAAUACGCAAAUAGACGAUCAGAUCCAAGAUUCAAUGUAUUUCUAUAACAAUAAUUUUUAUAUUUUAACAAUCUUUUUGGUUAACAUUACAUUAAACUGAAAAUGUCUCAAGUUACAAUAUUUUACAGUAAUUGUCUGUUUAAAAUAAUAAGUUAAAAUUAAAUUUUAUGUUUUGGAUUUUGCAUAGUGAGAAAUUACAUUUUUAUUAAAUAUUAAUUAUUGAUAAUUUGUUCUUUUCUAGCUUUUGAGUGUGUGUUCUUUACAAGUUAUUUUAAAUAAGAUAAAUAUGUGAUGUCUGAAUGGCUUUAUUUGUUUUGCUUAAAGUACAAUAUUUAUAUUUUAUACGCUUUUUGUAAGUGCAGUACAUUUUUAAGUGAUAUUUUGUACAAAUGAAUUUAAAGUAACCUAUCCUUAUCUUUGAUACCAUGUGUAGAACUCGAAACUGGUUUUGUAUUUUUGCCUGAAAUAAAGUUUAACAGUUUUUGCAUGGUC